Messenger RNA from Zygotorulaspora mrakii, 2766 nucleotides. It is a transcript of the gene SFB3, whose product is annotated as Sfb3p. Lineage: Eukaryota; Fungi; Ascomycota; Saccharomycetes; Saccharomycetales; Saccharomycetaceae. The record is from RefSeq and is a predicted model, not a curated record. Gene Ontology annotation, molecular function: SNARE binding; zinc ion binding. Gene Ontology annotation, cellular component: COPII vesicle coat; endoplasmic reticulum exit site. Bases 1 to 2766 code for a protein of 921 amino acids. The transcript has a single exon. Gene Ontology annotation, biological process: COPII-coated vesicle cargo loading; intracellular protein transport; endoplasmic reticulum to Golgi vesicle-mediated transport.
AUGGCACAAGAGAAUUUAGCAAGAAAUAUCUCGGCCCUCUCCCUGGAUCAGCAGACAUCAGGUAACGUGUCAAGAAAGAGUCGAAGACCUAAUAGGGCAUAUCAUGAUCUGGCAUCGGGAUUGAGUGCUCCUUCCACUCCUUUUUCCGGACCGCCGUCCAACCAGGGAGGGUUUCCGUUCAACAAUGGUUCAUUCACUCCAGUUUUAUCUGCAAAUGGUUCAAUGAGUGCACCAAGGCUUCACAAUGAGAGUCCACUGGUCGGCUCGACUGAUCAAUUUUCCCAAUCACAAGCUUAUAGUCAGCCAAAUGGUGAAUGCGCACCAGCCUACAGUAGCUCCCAUUAUGUUGCAACUCAAAGAUGGGAGGAUCAAUUGCAAUACCUGACCAAAACAUUUGAGACCUCUAAGGAUUCUGUCCCACCACUACCAACUACACAGUUUUAUUGUGCCGAUCAAGGUGCUUGUGACCCUCGUUUAUUGAGCCUGUCAAUGUAUAACGUUCCUGUAGACGAGAGUUUGAGAUCUGCGACAAAACUACCAUUGGGAAUAUCCAUUCAGCCUUUUGCGAAUUUGAUCCCGAAUGAGCCCAUUCCUACAGUUACGCUUGGCGGUAACCAGGGACCAUUGCGUUGCAGACGCUGUAGAUCAUAUGUCAAUGCUCGUUAUAAAUUGGGGUUUGAUUCGACUGUUACUUGUAAUAUUUGCAAAGUAAAAACUCAAUUCUCGCCUGAUGAGUAUCCAGUGCUUGAUCCCCAAAUGGGCAACAGUCAGAACUCUCCAAUGCUUACUAAAGGCUGUGUCGAAUUUUUGGUUCCUGAAACAUAUAAUGCUAAACAGAGUAAAGAACCAUUGCCAUUGCAUUAUUUGUUUUUAAUCGAUCUUUCUUUAUUGGCUAACGAAAACGGAAGUUCCUUGGCAGUUGUAGAAGGUGUUAGGACUUGUAUUGAAUAUAUAUCUGAUUUCCAACCGAACUGCAAAGUCGCCAUAAUGGCUUUUGAUAGUAAGAUCAGAUUUUUCAACUUAAGACCAGAACUUGAUACGGCUCAGGAGUAUGUUGUUACUGAUAUUUACGAUGCAUUUUUACCGAUGUUAAAUGGUUUAUUUGUUAGACCACAAGAAUCUCAAAGAGUCAUUGAUGACACUUUAAGAAAAAUCACAAACUAUAUCGCUAGCGAGAAAUUUAGCCAUGUUAUACAAGUCUGCUAUGGACCGGCUUUACAGGCUGCGAAACUUGCAAUUGACACCAUAACGGGUGGACAAGGGGGUAAAAUAUUUUGCUCAUUAAACUCUUUACCAACUCUCGGGCAUGGCAAUUUAUCAUUGAAGAAAGACGAUGCGACCAAGAAAAAUCUAAGAUGCGAAAAUGAUUUCUAUGCCAAGUUGGGAAAUGAGAUGCUACAUUCAUAUGUUUCUGUGGAUUUAUUUGUUACGAGCUCCGCCUUUGUCGAUAUGGCUACAGUUGGAUUUGGAGCGGACAUUACGGGGGGUACUAUCAAAUACUAUCCUAGUUUCUCUCAUGAAAAGGAUGAGUUCACACUUGUGAAUGACAUGCUGCAAAGUGUUUCAAGUAUUGUAGGUUACCAGGCGUUGCUAAAGAUUCGUUGCUCUACGGGCCUUGUAGUCUCACAGUAUUAUUUAGAAGCGUCUGGAAAUUCAGAUCGUGAUCCGAUGAUUCCAGUCUUAACGAAGGAUACCACAAUAGAUGCUUUAUUGAAGUACGACCAAAAAUUGAAACCUAACACUGAGAUGUCAUUCCAAGCAGCUUUGCUUUACACAGAUCUCGACGGUAAAAGAAAGGUUCGCUCGAUCAACACAUAUGCUACGGUAUCAGGGAAUAUAAGAUCAAUAUUUCAGUCUAUCAAUCAAAAUGUUGCGAUGAGAAUUAUGACUAAGGAGGUCAUCACUUCAUUAGGUGAUUGUGACUUUAUCAACCUUAGAAAGAAAAUUGAUGCAAAGAUGGUUGAAAUACUAACGCAAUAUAAAGCGUUGAUUGGUGGUAGCUUAAGUUCACAAUUAGUCCUACCAGAAGCCUUGAGGACGUUACCUGCAUAUAUGUUAUCUUUUGAGAAAACCGAAUUAAUGGCACCUAACGCACAUAGUGCCCGUGGUAAUGAGCGCAUUUACGAUCUGUUCAAGUUUAAAACAAUGAACAGUGCUCAGCUUUCCUACAAACUCUACCCACAGGUGGUUCCGCUUCAUGUUUUACUAGAAGAGAGUGACCUGUCAUUUUAUGAUGCUGACGAGAAACUUUUGCAGGUUUUACCAUCUUCAAUGGAAAAUCUAUCUGUAAGGAAUUCACAUGCCAGCAUAACUAACGGUGGAUGUUAUUUGAUCUUCCAGGGUGACAAGGUGUAUUUGUGGUUCAACGAAAAUACAAAUAGAAUGCUUCUCCACGAUCUCUUAGAAGUUGAAGACUCAGUGCACAUUUCCCAGAUCACUCUUUUUGGUGGCUCUUUACCUGAAUUGUCGACAGAGGUCAAUGCGAAGGCAUUGCAGGUUAUCAAAUAUUGGUGUCAAGCAACAAAUAGAGCUUCGUUAUCAAUUGAACUUCUGAGACCAAAUGUGGAUCAAUACUAUAGUCGCAUCAUGGCGCAGCUCCUAGUUGAGGAUAAAACGAUCAAUAAAAUCGAUGCUUUAGAUAACUACCUCGUUACCAUGCACCGUCUGAUCCAAGAAAAAUACAAGAAAGACGAUUACGUGAAAGUCAGUACUGUCUCCAACAAUAACGAAAACGAUAGCAUGCAUCAGAAAUUUGUCCAGUUCUAA